Molecule: messenger RNA, 2304 nt
Organism: Saccharomyces paradoxus
Lineage: Eukaryota; Fungi; Ascomycota; Saccharomycetes; Saccharomycetales; Saccharomycetaceae
Gene: PRP43
Product: DEAH-box ATP-dependent RNA helicase PRP43
Exons: 1
Coding region: 1-2304 (767 amino acids)
Cellular component (GO): spliceosomal complex; intracellular anatomical structure
Molecular function (GO): RNA helicase activity; ATP binding; RNA binding
Source: RefSeq, a predicted model, not a curated record
AUGGGUUCCAAAAGAAGAUUCUCGUCCGAACACCCAGAUCCAGUUGAGACUUCUAUUCCUGAGCAGGCCGCCGAGAUUGCGGAAGAAUUAUCCAAACAACAUCCUCUUCCAUCCGAAGAACCGCUAGUGCAUCAUGAUGCCGGUGAAUUCAAGGGCUUAGAACGCCACCAUACUACGGCAGAACAGGCUCAAAAACUUGAAGAUGGAAAGGUAAAUCCAUUUACAGGUAGAGAGUUUACACCAAAAUAUGUUGAUAUCUUAAAAAUUAGAAGAGAACUCCCAGUACAUGCUCAGAGAGAUGAAUUUUUGAAACUUUAUCAAAACAACCAAAUUAUGGUUUUUGUUGGUGAAACUGGUUCCGGUAAGACGACACAAAUUCCUCAAUUCGUGUUAUUCGAUGAAAUGCCACACUUAGAGAACACUCAAGUCGCAUGUACCCAACCUCGUCGUGUCGCCGCAAUGUCUGUUGCACAAAGAGUCGCCGAGGAAAUGGAUGUCAAGUUGGGUGAAGAAGUUGGUUACUCUAUCAGAUUCGAAAAUAAAACUUCUAAUAAGACGAUAUUGAAGUAUAUGACUGAUGGUAUGCUGUUGAGGGAGGCAAUGGAGGACCAUGAUUUGUCGCGUUAUUCAUGCAUCAUUUUGGAUGAAGCGCACGAACGUACACUAGCUACCGAUAUUUUGAUGGGUCUUUUGAAGCAAGUAGUCAGGAGAAGACCUGAUUUGAAGAUCAUCAUUAUGUCCGCCACUCUGGAUGCGGAGAAAUUUCAACGCUACUUCAAUGACGCCCCAUUACUUGCCGUUCCGGGCAGAACAUACCCAGUUGAGCUAUAUUAUACGCCGGAAUUUCAAAGAGACUAUUUAGAUUCUGCCAUUCGUACUGUUUUACAAAUUCAUGCUACUGAAGAGGCUGGUGAUAUUCUGUUAUUUUUAACUGGUGAAGAUGAAAUUGAAGAUGCUGUCAGAAAGAUUUCUUUAGAAGGUGAUCAAUUGGUUAGAGAAGAGGGAUGCGGACCUUUAUCUGUAUACCCGCUAUAUGGUUCAUUGCCACCACAUCAACAGCAAAGAAUCUUUGAGCCUGCUCCAGAGUCACAUAAUGGCAGGCCAGGCAGGAAAGUCGUUAUCUCCACUAACAUUGCUGAAACUUCGUUAACAAUUGACGGUAUUGUCUACGUCGUUGACCCAGGGUUUUCAAAGCAGAAGGUUUACAAUCCGAGAAUUAGAGUUGAGUCUUUACUGGUUUCCCCUAUCUCCAAGGCUUCUGCCCAACAAAGAGCUGGUCGUGCUGGUCGUACAAGGCCCGGUAAAUGUUUCAGAUUAUACACUGAAGAGGCAUUCCAAAAGGAACUGAUAGAACAAAGUUAUCCAGAAAUUUUACGUUCUAAUUUAUCUUCCACCGUCUUAGAACUAAAGAAAUUAGGUAUUGAUGACUUGGUCCAUUUCGACUUUAUGGAUCCACCUGCUCCGGAAACAAUGAUGAGAGCUCUUGAAGAACUAAAUUAUUUGGCAUGUCUAGACGACGAAGGUAACUUAACACCUCUAGGUAGACUGGCAUCCCAGUUCCCCCUAGAUCCUAUGCUGGCAGUGAUGCUAAUUGGGUCCUUUGAGUUCCAAUGUUCUCAAGAAAUAUUGACUAUAGUGGCCAUGCUAUCGGUACCAAAUGUAUUUAUUCGUCCAACAAAGGACAAGAAACGAGCAGACGAUGCCAAGAAUAUCUUCGCUCAUCCAGAUGGUGAUCAUAUCACUUUACUAAAUGUAUAUCAUGGGUUCAAAUCAGAUGAAGCUUAUGAAUAUGGUAUCCAUAAGUGGUGCCGUGACCACUACCUAAACUACAGGUCACUUUCCGCUGCUGAUAAUAUCCGUUCCCAAUUAGAAAGAUUAAUGAACCGUUACAACCUAGAAUUAAACACUACAGACUACGAAAGCCCUAAAUACUUUGACAACAUUAGAAAGGCUCUUGCCUCUGGGUUCUUUAUGCAAGUAGCAAAGAAAAGAUCAGGUGCCAAAGGUUACAUUACAGUGAAAGAUAAUCAAGACGUUCUGAUCCAUCCUAGUACAGUCCUUGGCCACGACGCAGAAUGGGUCAUUUACAAUGAAUUUGUACUCACGUCGAAGAAUUAUAUAAGAACUGUGACCUCAGUUAGGCCCGAAUGGCUUAUUGAAAUAGCCCCUGCAUACUACGACUUGAACAAUUUCCAAAAAGGUGAUGUCAAAUUAUCGUUGGAAAGGAUCAAGGAAAAAGUUGAUAGAUUAAACGAGUUGAAACAAGAUAAAACUAAAAAGAAGAGUAAACACUCUAAGAAAUAG